Messenger RNA from Anopheles stephensi (Asian malaria mosquito), 3277 nucleotides. RefSeq names its product gamma-aminobutyric acid receptor subunit beta-like (gene Lcch3). NCBI's taxonomy places the organism in Eukaryota, Metazoa, Arthropoda, Insecta, Diptera, Culicidae. The transcript is spliced from 11 exons. The record is from RefSeq and is a predicted model, not a curated record. Gene Ontology annotation, molecular function: GABA-A receptor activity; neurotransmitter receptor activity; extracellular ligand-gated monoatomic ion channel activity. Gene Ontology annotation, cellular component: membrane; synapse; neuron projection. Gene Ontology annotation, biological process: monoatomic ion transmembrane transport; regulation of membrane potential; chemical synaptic transmission. Bases 1122 to 2615 code for a protein of 497 amino acids.
UAUCUUCUGGAUCCUGGACUCCUUUGUCUCAGCAGAGAUUCCAACGGGUGUUUAUGUUGACGUGUGCGCACAUUUGUGUGGAUGUAUGUGUGUGUGUGUGUGCGUUCACGCGCGCGUCUAUGUGUUGUGUUGUGAAUUUAAGAUGCUAGCACAGCUUCCAGCUCCAAUCCAGACCCUUCCCUGAUGCCCAAGUGACACACGAGUGGAGGCUCCCAAUAGUUUGGCGCGCCAUCAGCGUUAAUUGGGCGACCGUGUUUACAUAAUCCUUUACUGUGAUUCAAUUAUGUAAUGCAUCAAUCAACCCUAACAACCAAUUCAUUAUAGCACAGACACACACACACAUACACAGCCGAGCACGUGCGCCCAGCUCGGUUUCGAUCUCUUUAGAUUUUAGCCGUUUGUUCUCGGGAAUCGAGGGUUGAACAAGUGAACUGGCAAGUGUUUGUGGAUGGAUUCCACAUAAGCAGCAGCUUCCUUCUGUGAGCUGUUUCGAUAAAUAAAAUAUUGUCCCCUCCAUGUACUGCCGUACUUACUUUGAAGGUCUACCUAGACUAGAACACGCGUGGCUGUGUGCGUACCCGUGCCCGUGUAUGUGAGUGUGCUCGUUUUCUUUGUGUGAAAGUCACGUCCGAGCGGGCUGUUCUUUAUGUCGUUGCCCCCUAUGAAUCAAUCUCGCACAAUCAAUGGCCUUUCAUAGCUUUAGCGCUCUAGUACAUGAAGCAAUUACUCUACAGACGUAGAGAACGUAUCUGCCGAAUGCGCUAAACAAGCCAUGUACUAACGUUCCACAGCUGCAGCAACUGUCUGUAUGGCUGGCCUUGCCUACACCGUAAAGGCUUUGUAGCUGGAAGAAGAUGCAGCUGCUCGGGCUCUAGUACGAUUCUCACCUAUGACAGCCAACACGUGCCAAUAGAGAAGGUGUGUGCACGCGCGUGUGUGUGCGUGUUCAAGUGUGUGUGUGUGAGGUUGAUACACGGUCGGAGCCUAAUUGUUUGACGUUUGGCGGAAGUAAAACCUACCAAAAAAGGAUUGUACGCUACACGCGCUGGUGGCCGAGCUGAGAGUUGAGCAGCAGCAGCAGCAGGGAAGCAUUAGGGCACCGUUAAUCAACUGUCACAAACAUGUGGCAAAUUUUGAUUAUCUGCUUCUUACACUCAGUACAAAAUAACAAUGCAUUGCGAAGCGUACAUCAGAAAUCGAUGGCGGCGGGCCGUCUGGAGAAUGUAACACAGACAAUAUCACGUAUACUGGAGGGCUAUGACAUACGGCUAAGACCAAACUUUGGAGGAGAACCAUUGCACGUGGGCAUGGACCUGACGAUAGCGAGCUUCGAUGCAAUCUCGGAAGUGAAUAUGGAUUACACUAUCACUAUGUACCUAAAUCAAUACUGGAAGGAUGAGCGGCUCGCGUUUAACGCGUUCGCCCUCUGGGGAGACAAUCAGAAGGAUCAAACGGGAGAAAUCAUGAUAGAGGACGACGGUGCGAACGACGUGAUUACGCUGUCGGGGGACUUUGCCGAAAAGAUUUGGGUACCGGAUACGUUCUUCGCCAACGAUAAGAACAGCUUCCUGCACGACGUAACCGAGCGCAACAAGCUCGUCCGACUGGCCGGCGACGGUGCGGUAACGUACGGGAUGCGGUUCACCACGACGCUUGCCUGCAUGAUGGACCUUCACUACUAUCCGCUCGAUUCGCAAAACUGCACGGUAGAAAUUGAGAGCUAUGGCUAUACCGUUUCGGAUGUGGUGAUGUACUGGCGGUCCACGCCUAUCCGGGGUGUGGAGGAAGCGGAACUGCCACAGUUCACCAUUAUCGGUUACGAGACGAACGAUCGGAAGGAAAAGCUAGCGACCGGCGUCUACCAACGGUUGUCACUGUCCUUCAAGCUGCAGCGCAACAUCGGCUACUUCGUGUUCCAGACGUAUCUGCCCAGCAUACUGAUCGUGAUGCUAUCGUGGGUAUCGUUCUGGAUCAAUCACGAGGCUACGUCGGCCCGCGUUGCCCUCGGCAUCACGACCGUGCUGACGAUGACGACCAUCAGUACGGGCGUGCGCAGCUCGCUGCCCCGCAUUUCCUACGUGAAAGCGAUCGACAUCUAUCUGGUGAUGUGUUUCGUGUUUGUGUUUGCCGCACUGCUAGAGUAUGCCGCCGUCAACUACACGUACUGGGGUGCCCGGGCAAAGAAGAAGUGCAAAAAGAACAAGGAAGCCGAGCGGAAGGUGUUUGGAAAAACGGAGAAGACCUCAACCUGCUCGGCGGACGAUAUUAUCGAGCUGCAGGACAUCCGCAUGAGCCCGAUCGCAUCGCUGCGCAACCGUCAUUACUCGAACACGAUCACCACUACGGACAGUGUUGAUUCGACCAAGUUUCCGCCAAGCUUCCGCAUUGCCAGAUCGUACGGAUCGAGUACCCGCAGUGGUCUUCGGUAUCGCAACUCGCGAGGUCAGGGUAGGCCGAAGAUGUUGCACGCGAUCAAACGGGGUGCCUCCGUCAUCAAGGCGUCCAUACCGAAGAUCAAGGAUGUGAACGUGAUCGACAAGUACUCGCGGGUCAUCUUUCCUGUGAGCUUUGCUGCCUUCAAUGCCGGCUACUGGAUAUUCUACGUGCUCGAGUGACCCACAGUCAACUAAGAGCGCAGCACGCCCCAUACUAGAAGCCGUAGUAGACCACGCUUCUGUAGGACACAUACAUCCCGCCAACGCUCCAGACAAAUGUUCUAAACUUGCACGCUGGAGAGAUGAGUAUGCCUGAUAACAAAAAAGGCUACACAGAGAUUGAGAAAGAGCGAGAGAGAGAGAGAGAGAGAGAGAGAGCGAAAGAGAGAUAAAGAAUUCUAUUAGCUGUGCAAGAACAUGGUAAAAGGAACAGACAGAUAAGUCUCCCUAGUCUUGUUUCUCCCUCAUCCUCAUCUUUUACCCCGAAUUGCAUCUGGUUCGAUCGAUCAAGCUCAAAAUAAAAUUAUUCAAAGUGCAGCGAAGAAAGAAAACGGCGAAGAAACCACCCCCCUACCCCCUUGUUACCUAUCAUUUCACAUGUUAGUAGGAGAUCAGAUUAGAUGAAAACAUUAUACGACAAAGGAGUAAAACACACAAAAAAAAAAACGAUUUAGGCAAAAUUAAGGCUUCACGAAUUUGUAAAAAAAAACAACAACCAACAACAAAAGCUAAUCAAAGAUAAUCAAAGAUGCAGUCAUAUUAUUUUUCCACAAAAGUCACUCAAACACACAAAGACACACACAAAAGUAAUGCUAAUUACAUGAGAGAAAAAAACAUCAAAA